GAGGCGGUGGCAGCUCCGGCGGGUCUCGGGAUUGCGGAAGUUUGUGUUCGGAGGGGCCCAGGGCCGGCGGAGCUGUGGUGGUUUACAAGUUCCGGAACGGAGGCCGCGGCUCCGGGUCCGAGCGCCACGAGCCUCCAGAGGUGGGUCACACUGGGUGCGAUUGGGCGUCGCGGCCUCGGGCUUCCUCCGUUCCUCGCUCGUCCCCGAGGAACCGCCUCAUCUCCACCAUGGCUUCCACCGGGCCCAACCUCCAGAAAGCCAUAGAUCUUGCUAAUAAAGCAGCACAGGAAGACAAAGCUGGCAACUAUGAGGAGGCCCUGCAACUCUAUCAACAUGCCGUGCAGUAUUUUCUUCAUGUUAUUAAAUAUGAAGCACAAGGUGAUAAAGCCAAACAGAGUAUCAGGGCCAAGUGUACGGAGUAUCUUGAUAGGGCAGAAAAAUUAAAAGAGUACUUGAAGAAAAAGGAGAAAAAGCCACAGAAGCCAGUAAAAGAGGGACAACCAAGCCCAGCUGAUGAGAAGGGGAAUGACAGUGAUGGGGAAGGAGAAUCUGAUGAUCCUGAAAAAAAGAAACUACAGAAUCAACUUCAAGGUGCCAUUGUUAUAGAGCGACCAAAUGUGAAAUGGAGUGAUGUGGCUGGACUUGAAGGAGCCAAAGAAGCACUCAAAGAAGCUGUGAUUCUGCCUAUUAAGUUUCCUCAUCUUUUUACAGGUAAAAGGACACCUUGGAGAGGAAUCCUACUGUUUGGGCCACCUGGGACAGGAAAAUCUUAUUUAGCCAAAGCUGUAGCAACAGAAGCAAAUAACUCAACAUUCUUUUCAAUAUCUUCUUCUGACCUUGUUUCUAAGUGGCUGGGGGAAAGUGAAAAGUUGGUUAAGAAUUUAUUCCAGCUUGCAAGAGAGAACAAGCCUUCCAUCAUCUUCAUUGAUGAAAUUGAUUCCCUGUGUGGCUCCCGGAGUGAAAAUGAGAGCGAGGCUGCUCGGAGAAUUAAGACGGAAUUUCUCGUCCAGAUGCAAGGGGUUGGUGUGGACAAUGAUGGAAUUUUGGUUCUGGGAGCCACAAAUAUACCCUGGGUUCUGGAUUCUGCUAUUAGACGAAGAUUUGAGAAGCGAAUUUAUAUUCCUUUGCCUGAAGCCCAUGCCCGAGCAGCAAUGUUUAAACUGCACUUGGGCAGCACACAGAACAGUCUAAAGGAAGCUGACUUCCAAGAACUUGGGAAGAAAACAGAUGGCUAUUCGGGCGCAGACAUAAGCAUCAUUGUGCGAGAUGCACUCAUGCAGCCUGUUAGGAAAGUUCAGUCAGCCACUCAUUUCAAAAAGGUGCGAGGACCUUCCCGAGCUGACCCCAACACCAUUGUGGAUGAUUUGCUGACACCCUGCUCUCCAGGGGACCCUGGAGCCAUUGAAAUGACGUGGAUGGAUGUCCCUGGAGAUAAGCUUCUGGAGCCAGUGGUUUCCAUGUGGGAUAUGUUGCGGUCACUGUCAAAUACAAAACCCACCGUCAAUGAACACGACUUGUUGAAAUUAAAGAAGUUUACAGAAGAUUUUGGUCAAGAAGGCUAAACCAAAGACAGCAAGGAAGAUGUUUACCACAUGCCUUUCUUUCUUUCAUAGAUAUGUUUUCUGCCUUUCGGGGAUGGCACUGACAUUAUUUCCAGUGACUCUUACCAGUCUACAAACAUCUCACUUCAGAGUUCCUUUUAGUUUGUAUUGUACUUUUCCUCCAUAACCUACCUUUUAAGUGUUCCCAUAGACAAAGAUGGUACAAUAAUGGAUUAUAAGGAAAUAAGCAAUAUGUGAAUGGCGCAUAAACAGAAUUAUCCAGCAAAAAGAGUAUUAAAAAUUGAUAAAUACUUAAAAUUUUUAUGAGUAAUGUUCUUUGCCAAGAGCAUUUUUCAUUUUUUUAGUAAAAUGAAAUAGGGCUUUAUAUUUUGACAAAAAAUGUCUUAAACAUUCUUAUCAACGUGAAUUUUACUUACUUUAUUAAAAAUGAUAGAGUCUUUACUCAGGGAUAGGCAAUAAAACAAUAAAGAGCAUUGAUUGGUA
Messenger RNA from Dipodomys ordii (Ord's kangaroo rat), 2045 nucleotides. RefSeq names its product vacuolar protein sorting 4 homolog B (S. cerevisiae) (gene Vps4b). The coding region runs from base 228 to 1562 and encodes 444 amino acids. Lineage: Eukaryota; Metazoa; Chordata; Mammalia; Rodentia; Heteromyidae. The record is from RefSeq and is a predicted model, not a curated record. Gene Ontology annotation, biological process: endosomal transport; vacuole organization. The transcript is spliced from 11 exons. Gene Ontology annotation, molecular function: ATP hydrolysis activity; ATP binding.